Messenger RNA from Brassica napus (rape), 6171 nucleotides. RefSeq lists its product as uncharacterized. NCBI's taxonomy places the organism in Eukaryota, Viridiplantae, Streptophyta, Magnoliopsida, Brassicales, Brassicaceae. The coding region runs from base 1000 to 6171 and encodes 1723 amino acids. Gene Ontology annotation, molecular function: RNA-DNA hybrid ribonuclease activity; nucleic acid binding. The transcript has 2 exons. The record is from RefSeq and is a predicted model, not a curated record.
UCAAAGUAGUGUGCGUGACUUUUAAUCACGUGGCUGUGUGUUCGAUGUCCACAGACGGCGAUCUUCAUUUCUCUUUUUACUGUUUUUUCUCUCUAAAUUAUGUAAAAAAGAAAAGCUCAAAAAGUAUUGUGGUUUUUGGCCGCCCAACCCUAAUAGCUUCGGGUCGAUUAAAAUAAAAACAAACCUAAUUGCCAACACGAAGUCAGAGUUGUCUCUGGGUGAACUCCGUCGUUCCUGGUCGUGAUCAACAUGGAGACCGCGAGCGAGGCAGGGAUGAGUAACACGGUGAUGUGUGUGUUAACAGACCCAGAAGGAACUCACUUAGGUUCUUCAAUGUAUAUUCCUCAGACUGCUGGUCCUCUCCAGCUUACUCAGCUCGUCAACAAGUUCCUCAACAACGAGGAUAUGUUGCCUUACAGUUUCUAUGUCUCAGAAACUCUGUGUUGUAGAGGAUGGAUUUAAUCAUCCCACAAGACCCAAGGAAUAGAAGGCCUGGCCCAGACCAAGGAAAGCGAUGGCUCGAAGAGUCGGCUUAAACCGGUUGAUUACUCGGCUUGCCUCUACAGUAUCUCGAGUCGAGCGACGCCGACUAAGAGGCACACAGCUCGGCGACCGCUCGGACGAAUGCGGGCCUCUCGGCCCAAUAAGGAAGGCCCACGAAGACGACUUAAGCUAGGUCAAGAACGACACAUCAGAGGGCUAUAUAAGGAGAAGGAAGAGAAACGAGAAGAGGAUCCGAAAUCAUCUGACUAACACUUGGCGGCUAGAUUAGGGUUUUCACCUUUGCUUCAUCUUGCCGGUAUCUGUACUUUUCCGGUAACUCAUCGAGUUGCCGGCUUCUCUUCUGUCGCAUUCUCUUUACUUCUCUUGUAACCGACUGAACGUCUUUUCCGACCAUAAUAAAACGUCUUUGUUAAACCCACAUCUCUUUAUCACCGUUUUCCGAUCAAACAGUUGGCGCCCACCGUGGGGCCUUUUUAGCAAAGUAACGUUAGUACUAUGGUUGUCAGCAACGACAGUUCUUCGUCUGGCGAGGAGCGCGAAGCCCUCGAGGUGAUGCCGGCUCCCGAGGUAACACCUACGCCUACACCAGUAACUCCGCUACCCCCUCCUGCGUCCAUGGAAACCAUCUUGGCACGCCUCGCCCUGCAAGAAGCGGCGCAGAAGGCGGCGGUCGACCAAAUCACAGCGAUAGCAAAAAUACUCGCCCCUAUCGCUGCAAACGCCGAAGCUUCAACGGCGCAGUACCGUCGACACCUGUUCGCCACUGAACGAACCACCAACGUAGCACCUGCGCGGGAUAACAAUUACCAGAGCGCCGGUAACAGCAACCAGAGCGCCGGUAACGACAUCAACGCAGACACCGCAAGCGAGCUAGCCGCGUUGAAACAGUCGGUCCUCGACAUCAACUCAAAGAUCCACCAGGUGACGACCUCGGCGCCCCAAAUCGAGCACGUACUCGCGGAAUCUCUUCGCACACCCUUCACGCAAAGGGUCACCGGCGUACGGCUCCAGAAGAUGGAGAAACUUCGUCUUCCAACCUUCAAGGGUCUCUCCGACCCUUCUACUCAUGUUACGUCCUUCAACAUAGCGAUGCGACGCGCAAAUCUGACCGACGAAGACAAAGACGCCGGCUUUUGCCAACUCUUUGUCGAAACCCUAGAGGGACCGGCCCUUACUUGGUUCACAGGCCUCAGAGAAAACUCCGUCGAUUGUUUCCACGACCUCUCGACGGCCUUCCUCAAGAAUUAUAUCAUGUUCACCAACCAAGAAACGACCGUGUCCGACCUGUGGAACCUCACUCAUACCAGCGGCCAAAGCCUCCGCGACUUCAUGGAAAAGUUCAAGGCUAUCGUCUCGAAAGUUGAUAUUCCUGAUCCUAUCGCUGUCGAGUCUCUGAUGAAUACCUUGCACGUUGACUCCACGUUCCGUCAGGAUCUCUACCGAUACCCGACGAAAUCUGUGUCUGACGCCAUCGCUCGCUCAAACAACUUCAUCCGCAUGGAAGAAGACACAAGAGCAAAGUUUGCAAAAGAAGCAGCAGCGAAACAGCGACCCGCCCGAACAAACGACACCCGCCCUGAGCCCCGCCAGCACUCCUCCGGUGGGAACACCACUCAGAAGCGAGGCUACGUUAGCUCGGUCGACGACGAGGAAUCGCCAAAGACAGCAGCCGUCACGCGAGAGAAAGCCUGGAACCACUGGGAUCGAGACUCCGCCUCGAAGCAAUCAAAGUCGUCCGAACCAGCGAGUUCAAACUCUGAGGAGCCAAAGAAAUGGUGCCUCUACCACAAAAGGGAUUCCCAUGAUACGAAAGAGUGCAAAGUCCUCAUCGGGCAAUUUUUCGACGGAAUUACCAACGGGACAAUUCAAAUGCCCACCUCUCCAACGACACCGAAAAACACCAAAAGUUGGAGUAAGAACAAGGAGAAGAAGGCACAGAAGUCUCAGCAGAACACGGCCCCUAGCGAGGAAAGAGCGAGCCCUGAGCGCACUCCUGUCAACAACGUCGGCCCCGCCAACGACUCAUCAGAAGACGAACAUCCGCGUCGCCGGCGACGAGUGGAAGUCAUACUCUCUCGCCCUUGUGACUCCUCUGACGACGACUCCUCGACAAUGCAAUCAGAUUUACGCGACAAACUGAACAGCAAAGUCGAGCAAUCUCUCACUUCCCCGACAACAGACAAAGAUCUGCGCACCCUAUUGAAGCGAAAGAACGCUACGAACGAACACGUCGGAAGCGCCGACCUCCGCGCGACCAUCUCAAAAUCCAGCGCCAGGAGAAUAGGUCAAAACGGCGACCUUCGCGACCAGCUCAAUUCAAAGGCCGAUGACCUGCGAAUCCAACUCAACCGUUCAAAAGGGUCCGAUCUGCGACGACGUCUCGAAUCAAAAAAGAAAAAGCCCGCAGAAACUCUUCAAUUCGAGAACACAACCGAUGACUUAAGGAAGCAACUCGAAUCAAUGCGAGCUACCCGCAAUCCGCACAUUAGCGUAAUCAUGGGAGGAUCACCUCCUUGCGGCGACUCAGUUCGAGCUGUCAAAGACUACAAACGACAAGCCACCACCUCCAAGAACUGGCCGCCUCCAGUCGAAAAUGAUCACCAGAUCACUUUUUCGGCACUGGAUACCAAGGGCGUCCAUACGCCACACAACGAUCCUCUCCUCGUCGACCUCGACAUCGGAGAAUGCCUAGUCGCAAAAGUCCUUAUCGACACCGGCAGCUCAGUCGAUCUCAUCUUUCGCGACACACUCGACAAAAUGGGAGUCGAUUUGAGAGAUAUGAAGCCUUCCUCUCGCACGCUCACUGGCUUCAACGGGGCCUCGGAGCAAAUGAUCGGAACAAUUCGUCUUCCAGUAUACGCAGGUGGUAUAACCCGUACCGUCAAGUUCUCCGUCAUCCGAGCCAAAGCACCCUACAAUGCCAUCCUCGGAACACCAUGGUUGCAUUCCAUGAAAGCCGUUCCCUCGACGUACCAUCAAUGCGUCAAGUUUCCCGGCAAAGACGGAAAAACACAGACGAUUCGGGGAGAUCAACAAGCCGCGAGAGAACUGCUGAUUGCAACUGUAAAGAUGCAGCAACAGGCUUCCCUCGUCAACUCCGUCAGUAAACCACUCAGCAAGAUAUACCCCCAGAAGGAGGAAGUUCGCGAAGUCGCAAUCGAUGAAUCCGACCCAACGAAAAUCAUCCGAGUUGGCGUCUACCUGUCCGACGACAUAUGUUCAAAGAUCAUCUCUUUCAUCAAAGACAACGCUUCAACGUUCGCCUGGAAGACCUCCGACAUGAAGGGGAUCGACCCCGCAGUUACCUCCCAUGAACUGCACGUCGACCCGACGUUCAAACCCAUCCGACAGAAGCGACGGAAACUCGGUCCAGAAAGAUCUAAAGCAGUGAACGACGAAGUCGACCGGCUCCUCGACGCGGGUUUUAUUACCGAAGUUCGAUACCCUGAAUGGUUAGCCAACCCGGUCGUCGUCAAGAAGAAGAACGGCAAAUGGCGCAUAUGCGUCGAUUUCACGGACCUCAACAAGGCAUGCCCAAAGGAUAGUUACCCACUCCCUCACAUCGAUCGUCUCGUCGAAUCAACCGCUGGUAACGAACUCCUAACCUUCAUGGACGCUUUCUCGGGCUACAACCAGAUCUUGAUGCAUCCCGAUGAUCGCGAGAAGACAGCAUUCAUCACCGACAGAGGGACUUAUUGCUACAAGGUGAUGCCCUUCGGGCUAAAAAACGCCGGUGCGACUUAUCAGCGACUCGUUAACCGAAUGUUCGCUGAUCAGCUUGGCAACACCAUGGAAGUGUACAUCGACGAUAUGUUGGUCAAAUCGCUCAAGGCCGACGACCACCUAAAUAACUUACGCGACUGCUUCAAGAUCUUGAACGACUAUGGGAUGAAACUCAACCCGGCCAAAUGUACCUUCGGUGUCACCUCUGGGGAAUUCCUCGGCUACAUCGUCACUCAGCGAGGAAUCGAAGCUAACCCCAAGCAGAUCUCGGCGAUUCUCGACCUUCCAAGCCCGAAAAACAGCCGCGAAGUGCAGCGACUAACGGGACGCAUAGCAGCUCUCAACAGGUUCAUCUCGCGAUCGACCGACAAGUGUCUUCCCUUCUACGAGCUACUAAGGGGAAACAAGAGGUUCGUCUGGGAUGAAAAAUGCGAAGAGGCGUUCAAUCAACUCAAGCAUUAUCUCACGACCCCACCCGUGCUAUCGAAGCCAGAAGCCGGCGACACACUAUCUCUCUACAUCGCCGUCACAUCCUCCGCCGUCAGCAGCGUAUUGAUUCGGGAAGAUAGGGGAGAACAGAAACCAAUCUUUUACACAAGUAAAAGAAUGACGGAGCCAGAGACGAGAUAUCCAACACUCGAAAAGAUGGCCCUAGCCGUCGUCACCUCGGCCAGAAAACUGCGACCCUACUUCCAGUCGCACACGAUCGAAGUACUGUCCAACCAACCACUCAGAACGGUUAUGCAAAAUACUAACCAGUCGGGACGGUUGACCAAAUGGGCGAUGGAGCUGAGCGAACAUGACAUCGCAUACAAGAAUCGCACAGCAGCAAAGUCACAAGUCCUUGCCGAUUUCCUGAUCGAGUUGACGCCAGAGCUGGAGCAAGACCUCAUCCUACCAAGUGUAAACUGGAUCCUCCACGUCGACGGUUCAUCCACGAGUAAAGGAUCAGGAGCAGGAGUGCAAUUGCAAUCACCAACAGGAGAACUCAUUCGGCAGUCAUUCAGUUUUGGUUUUGCGGCAUCAAACAACGAAGCUGAGUACGAAUCCCUCAUCGCGGGGCUCCGUCUCGCCAAGGCGGUGAAAGCCAAACGAAUCAGCGCUUACUGCGACUCUCAACUCGUCGUAAGCCAAUACCUCGGCGAUUACGACGUCCGCAACGAAAGGAUGGACGCCUACCUCAAACUCGUCCAGGACCUUACGCGAGACUUCGAGUUCUUCGAACUCACGAAGGUUCCUCGCGGAGAAAAUGUUUGUGCCGACGCCCUCGCCGCUCUGGGGAGCAAGCUACACGACCAAGUCAAAAGGACAAUCCCGAUCCACAAAAUCGAGAAACCAAGCAUCGACACGAAGGCAGAACAGGCCGCGAUAAUAGCAGCGAUCAACGACGCGAUGGACAUCGACGAAGCGGAAUCUCCCUCGCAAGAUGAUCACCCAACAGAUUGGCGCAAGGAACUCAUCGAUUACCUCGCGGAAGGUUUACUGCCCGUCGAAAAAUGGGACGCCCGGCGACUGAAACGACGCAGCACACACUACGUCGUCAUGGAUGGGGAACUACACCGAUGGACUGCAACAAAGGUACUACUCAAAUGUAUCGCCGGUGAAGAAACGAGACUCGUCAUGGCCGAAACACACGAAGGAGCAGCCGGCAACCACUCAGGCGGGCGAGCUCUCGCACUAAAAGUUAAAAACCUCGGAUUCUACUGGCCAACCAUGAACGCCGACUGCGAGACAUACGCGCGCAAAUGCGAUAAGUGCCAGCGUCACGCCAAAACCAUACACAGCCCAACGGAGUUUCUCCACACCUUGACUGCUCCAUACCCAUUUAUGCGAUGGGGAAUGGACAUCAUUGGUCCGAUGCCGGCAUCUCGGCAAAAGAAGUUCAUCCUGGUCCUCACCGAUUACUUCACAAAUGGGUUGAAGCCGAAGCCUAUGCCAGCAUAA